Fusarium tjaetaba is the source of this 546-nucleotide messenger RNA. RefSeq names its product taurine catabolism dioxygenase. The transcript has 3 exons. The record is from RefSeq and is a predicted model, not a curated record. Gene Ontology annotation, molecular function: oxidoreductase activity. NCBI's taxonomy places the organism in Eukaryota, Fungi, Ascomycota, Sordariomycetes, Hypocreales, Nectriaceae. Bases 1 to 546 code for a protein of 181 amino acids.
AUGUCUCUCUCUACUGCUGGUCAACAGCAGAACAAGGGCCUAGAAGUGUUGAGAAUAUUUACCCAGCCUUGGCAGUGGCAGGAUAGUAGAACAGGAGAUGAGAAGCUCCGCAGCCAUAUGGCUCCGAUCAUCUACUUUGCGGACAACAAACUAGUGAUCAACUAUCAAAAACGGCCACUCAGAGGGUCCAAGCAAGAGCCCAGAGACCGCCGACUCGAUCCUCUUAGCCAAGAUCAAGAAGCCGCCCUUGCUGCGUUUGAUCGCGUCGCUGCAGGAAAUGCCAUUUCCCUUGAGCAAGAACCUGGAGACAUGCACUUUUUCAACAACCUGGCACUCCUACACUCAAGAAGCGCGUUUUACGACGGGAAAGACCAGGCCGUGCAGCGUCAUUUGACUAGGCUCAUCUUCCGUGACUCUGAACUUGGGUGGGAGAUUCCCCAGAAUUUACUUCCGAAUUGGAGUAAGUACUACGAUCACGCAAAAGAAAUAGAACGCUUUCCAGAAGAGCCGCAUCCGUGGGCUUUUUCUCUAGAGGGUCAUGAUUAG